UCAGAUUCCGUCCACAUAAUUAGCGAUAUUCUGCUUGGACUUUGGAGAUAAAAAUCAAAUUUAAAAUACUUAGCACAAUGAAGGUGUUUACAUGUUUUAUAUUACUGUACUGGGCUAUCAUAAAUGUGAAAGGAGAUGAUUGUGACUGCAAACUCAAUGUAGGUCGGCAACAAUCAUUUUACGGUAGUCUAAGUCAGAGACUGGAGUCAGAGGAGAAACUUUUGGACAGCUUAGAGAAGCGCUAUAAAAGACUACAAGAUGAGAAUGCGUUAAAGCUGCAGAGGUUGAGUUCAUCUAAAUCUACUGCAGAGGGGCUGGCAGACACAGUGCAUAAACUAUCCGAUACAUGUCCCGAAGGGUAUAUCCGCUGCUUGGAAUCUGGUGAAUGCAUUCACGCUCUAUGGGGCUGUGAUGGUGUAAUAGAUUGCCUAGAUGGAUCAGAUGAAGAUCCGUUCACUUGCAUAAUGCCGUGGCAACCAGGAAUCAGGAGCCAAUGCAUUAUUCCCGCUGGUCAAACAUGUUUCCCCGGGGGUGGUGCUGUACAUUUAUUGGGGGAGGUUAAUAGGGUUGUUGGGAGUAAAUGGCUCCCACAGAUUGUUAGACUAGAGGGGGUGUUGCAGUAUUUUUAUAAUGAGACAGGCAUACAAAAAAGUGGCACAAUGAAAACCGUUUCAACAUAUUUCACUGCAAGUGGAAAACUUGAUUUAAAGUGGAACAAUGACGACUACGAUUUCAAAGGUAAAGCGGAUGUUGCGUAUUUUAUGGGAUCCUCGAGAAGUUACGCACACAUAUACAACGGAGUAGGCUACGACAACCUUUGUGGCGGAUGCUAUUUUCAACCUGCAAAUGCUUAGACCCAUGAGGCCAUAAGUUUAAAAUCUUUACAGUGAUCGCUGUAACUUAGAUUUUUGUUCUAUGAUUGACUCUGAUUUGGUGUCUAUUCAGUUGCUUUUUAUGUAUGUAUGGAAUAUUGUUGUAGACUUUACAAGAAGAC
Messenger RNA from Owenia fusiformis, 994 nucleotides. NCBI's taxonomy places the organism in Eukaryota, Metazoa, Annelida, Polychaeta, Sabellida, Oweniidae. The record is from the annotation of a GenBank genome assembly.